AUGGCCAUCGACGAUGUCCUUCCCCCUAUGCCCCAAUUUGCGGGCAGCAUUGCUGGCAAGCCUGAAAUCCCCCCUUGGGAUAAGCCUGACCCAACCAAAGAGCACCUUGAUUGGGCAGAACUGCGCACGCUCGACCUGUCUCUCCUCGACGGCGACCCCAACCAGCAGGCGGAGCUUGUCGAGACGACACGCCUUUCCAUCCAGAAAGACGGAUUCCUGUUCUACAUAUUCUUUCAUGGCGGUAUCAGCGAAGAAGAGAAGGAGGAAUUCAUGUGGGAUCUCUCCAAAGGCACAUUUAGGGGGUAUAAGCCCCAAGUAGGAUGGGGCGAGAGAGAGGGCCAACGCGAUCAGAUCGAGCAUUUCAAUUGGUACCAGUUACACUUCGACGAGUUGCCCGAAUCCGUCCCCUCCAACAUGCCACCUUUCUUGGACGAGAUCCAGGGCUUUGCCGAACACAUGGCCAACCAAGUUAAUCGCCGCUUGCUAGUGCUGUUGUCGCGCAUUCUCGGCAUGCCCGAUAAGUUUCUCUGGGAAAAGGUUUCGGCGCGGGGAUCAGCAGGCGAUAGUCUUCGAGGAACAUCGUAUCAUAGCCACAUGGGGUACCACAAUCAACCGGUCAGUUGCCUUCAGAUGUUGAAUGCUGAAAAUGAGUGGCGCUGGGUAGGCUAUGAGCCUGGUAGACUACUCGUGAAUCUGGACGAUGCGCUAGAUGUCAUCUCGAGUGACCAGUUCAAGGUCACCAGACACAAAGAUCUUUGUUUAGUUCCUAAGCCUCCACGGGAUCAAAUGAACUCAAAUCGUAUUGGUCUCAUCAUCUUCAACAAUGCGCGGCCAGACAUGCGUAUGGACCCAAUGAUGGACACCCCGCUGCUCAGACAAAGAGGUCUGAACAAUAACUCGGACGUUUUUGGUGCUCUUAGUCGGCGUAUCGACGAGGGUCUUGAAGCCCCAACGUAUCAAGAGUGGAAGACUGUCCGAUCGCAGGGUGCGCAGGCGAAACCGGAGAAGACCGUUGACAUUGACGGCGUCAAGUAUAAGGAGCAGAUGUUCAAUGGGACUAAGCUUCUCAUGGUUGUUUAG
Colletotrichum gloeosporioides is the source of this 1080-nucleotide messenger RNA. RefSeq lists its product as uncharacterized. NCBI's taxonomy places the organism in Eukaryota, Fungi, Ascomycota, Sordariomycetes, Glomerellales, Glomerellaceae. The transcript is spliced from 5 exons. The coding region runs from base 1 to 1080 and encodes 359 amino acids. The record is from RefSeq and is a predicted model, not a curated record.